This is a messenger RNA of Micropterus dolomieu (smallmouth bass), 3802 nucleotides long. RefSeq names its product spalt-like transcription factor 3b (gene sall3b). Gene Ontology annotation, cellular component: nucleus. The coding region runs from base 1 to 3783 and encodes 1260 amino acids. The transcript has 4 exons. Gene Ontology annotation, biological process: regulation of transcription by RNA polymerase II. The record is from RefSeq and is a predicted model, not a curated record. Lineage: Eukaryota; Metazoa; Chordata; Actinopteri; Centrarchiformes; Centrarchidae. Gene Ontology annotation, molecular function: DNA-binding transcription factor activity, RNA polymerase II-specific; RNA polymerase II cis-regulatory region sequence-specific DNA binding.
AUGUCCCGCCGCAAGCAAGCUAAGCCGCAGCACCUUAAAUCAGAUGAAGCACCGACACAGACCAGACUCCUCUGCAAAAAUGGCACUGUGGGGAGCAUGGACAGAGAGGAGAACAAUGGAAGCUGCUACAGCAGUGAGGAAACACACAUCUGUGACAAAUGCUGUGCCGAGUUCUUCACUUGGACUGAACUGAGUGAGCAUCAGAGGGUCUGCACUGAGGACCCCUUGGUGCUGAUCGUGAAGGACAAUGAGGGGAUGCCAGUUCCUGAGGAAUCUCCUAUCGAAUCCUCUCCGGUUCCUAGUGUGGCGUCGAGUGACUCGUCUGCAGCAGAGUCCACAGACGCUGGCUUUGAGCUGGGAGAGACGCUGGUGAAUGAAAACGACUGUCUGGACAAUUUAGAGGAAGGCAGAGAGCGGGAUGAAGCCAUGGAGCUUGAGCAUUGCCCACAGGACAAAUACACCACAACCUCUAGCCCUCAGCCUCCAGAUUCAGCUGAGUCCACUUCCCCCCAGAUGUCAGCUGCUGGCAGCUACAGCAUGCCGAGUACAAACGUGACACUGGAGAUCCUUCACGGCACCAGGGUGGCUGUUGCCCAGUUCUCCCAGGGGAUCAACAGCAGCGGCACUGGAGGGAAGGCAGCUUCAGCAGCCAUCCCAGUGAUCCUGGAACACCUGCUGGCUCUGCAGCAACAACAGGUCCACCAACUGCAGCUUAUUGAGCAGAUCUGCAGCCAGGUAGCCAUCAUGAACAGACAACCAACACAGACAGCGUUAAACCCAGUCUCCAGAUCUCUGUCUCUGGCACAUAACCCUUUCCCUUCUCAAGGCUUCAUCCCUCCUCCCAUCCUGCCCCUUUCAGGAACGAUGCCCUCAAACAUCAACGGGCAAGCUGCUGUUUCUUUAUCUUCUGCGCUUGAAAAAUCACAAACUGUAUGCGGACAGUCCACCUUUAGAGAUGUAACAUGUACCUCAGCUUCCUCAGAAAAUUCAACCCCAUCUUUCUCCAGCUGCAGUAGCAGCAUCCCCACAUUACUGCCUCCUUACACAGGCUCAAACGCCAGCACCAUUAGCUGUACUCAGACACCAAGCUCCUCCAGCCCACUAUCCCUGGGGCAGAGCGGCCUCCUCAGCUCAUCAUCCAGCCUGCCAUUUCUACCUCAGAGCCCCCCCAGCAGUGUCAUUUUCCCCAAUCCCUUGGCUAGCAUUGCCGCCACAGCUAAUGCACUUGACCCUCUUGCUGCCCUGAUGAAGCACAGGAAAGGGAAGAUGCCUAACGUGUCCUUGUUCGAAACGAAGCCCAGCCCAGAUGAGCCCUUCUUCAAGCAUAAAUGCAGGUUCUGUGCCAAAGUGUUUGGCAGCGACAGCGCUUUGCAGAUCCACCUGCGCUCCCAUACAGGAGAGCGGCCCUUCAAAUGCAACAUCUGCGGCAAUCGCUUUUCCACAAAAGGGAACUUAAAAGUGCACUUUCAGAGGCAUAAAGACAAGUAUCCUCAUGUUCAGAUGAACCCCUACCCAGUGCCAGAAUAUCUAGACAAUGUGCCAACAAGUUCUGGGAUUCCCUAUGGAAUGUCCAUCCCUCCAGAAAAACCUGUCUCCUCAUGGCUGGAUAGCAAACCUGUUGUAGCAACUCUGCCAGCCACCAUGGGUCUUCCGCUUUCCUCCACUAUUACUAGUAUCGGAGGCUCAAAUGACCCUGUAAGUGUAACACCAUCUGUUAAAUCUCCCUACCAGCCAGCUCCCUUUGAAUGUGUAUCUUUGUCACCUAACCACAGAGGCAGUGAGGCUCAUUUCUCUCCUGUUUCAGAGUCUCCACAGUCUAAUCGUGAGACAGAAGCAUCCAAUAUACUGAAAACAGAAGGGGUACACCUGCCCCAAAACUGCUCCGUGAGACUGAGAGCCAACCCAGUAACAGAAGCAGCAAGCAGUAUGAUCCCAUCUGUGGCCACCACACCUGAACCUGUCACUUCAGCAUCCCCUGUCUCCAACUCUCCGCCCCUCUCGCUCAACUCAGAUGAAACUAAGUUCCCAACCGGUGGUCUCCUAGACUCUAUGCAAACAUCUGAAACCUCAAAGCUUCAGCAGCUGGUGGAGAACAUUGACAAAAAGAUCAUAGACCCCAACCAGUGCAUCCUCUGUCACCGCGUCCUCAGCUGUCAGAGUGCACUAAAGAUGCAUUACCGCAUUCACACUGGGGAGAGGCCCUUUAAAUGUAAAGUAUGUGGCAGAGCUUUCACCACCAAAGGCAACCUAAAGGCUCACAUUGGUGUUCACAGAGAAAAUCCUCCUGUUCAAGUACAACACUCAUGUCCUAUUUGCCAAAAGAAGUUCAACAAUGCUGUUGUCCUUCAGCAGCAUAUUCGUAUGCACAUGGUCGGGCAGAUUCCAGACUCAACUCUGGUGGACGGGCUGCAGGAGAUAGACAGCGAUAUCUCUGUCAGCGAGAGGAACUUUGACAGCCUCAGCAGCAAUAGCAAUGACCUCAUUGAUGAUAUUUCAAUGGAUGAUGACAAUGAGGAAGAGGAGGUAGAGAAUAUGGAGCAAGGUGCAAAUUCAUCUAAACCCUUGAUCUCUGAUUGUAAUUCCCCUCCUAAGUCCUCCGCCAUUGUUUCAAGUAUAGCUGCUCUGGAGAACCAAAUGAGGAUGAUAGACUCCACUGUAAGCCUAAACUCCUUCGGUAUAAAAUUCCUAACAAAUGGUUUUAAUGACAGCAACCAACUCAAUGUUAAAUGCUCCCUAUCAGAGACAAGGGUGGAGAACUGCAGCGCAAACAGCCCAAACCUGUCCGAAUCCUCCUGUUCCCCUCGUCUAUCAGCGUCUCCUAUUCAAAGUAACUCAGAAGGCAUGACGAUCAAAUCACCUGCAGCGAACAACAGGCCAGAAUCCCAAGAGGCUUUGGCAGCCUCAGUGAAGAGAGAGCAAUCUGAGUCUCCUACCUCUGCAUCAACAGCCGCAGUGGCCCAAGAGCUGAGGGGAAUACACACCAGCAAGUUAUGUGUGAAAGAGGAGACUCCUUUCAGUAUGUCUUUCCAACUGAGCAGAGAAAGAGCUGCAGGUCAAAGCAUUCCCAGCCUGGUUACCAGCACAUCAUCAGGCAUGAUAAAAACCGAGGUGAACGGUCACAGUCAACCAAACAACCUGUCUGAAGGGCAGCACCCACCAUUUAGCGUCCACAUCCCUCCGACUUAUGCAUCAGUCGGCAGCCCAGCUGUGACCUCCCUGCUUGGCCCUGCUCCCCCUCGUCGAACCCCAAAGCAGCACAACUGCAACGCCUGUGGGAAGAACUUCUCGUCAGCCAGCGCCCUACAGAUCCAUGAGCGCACACAUACCGGAGAGAAACCGUUCGUCUGCUCCGUCUGCGGCAGAGCUUUCACCACGAAAGGCAAUCUGAAGGUUCAUAUGGGAACUCACAUGUGGAACAAUGCACCAGCCAGGAGAGGCCGGCGGCUGUCGGUAGAAAACCCCAUGGCCCUUCUGGGUGGAGAGGCCGUGAAGUUUGGGGAAAUGUUUCAGAAGGACCUGGCAGCUCGAGCAAUGAAUGUAGACCCUGGAUUUUGGAACCGCUAUGCGACAGCUAUCGCCAACAGCCUGGCCACAAAGAACAACGAGAUCUCAGUGAUUCAGAACAGAGGCAUCUCUCAGCUUCACCCUCUGACUGCAGGCAUGGACCGAGUGAGCACUGCAGGAAGUCCAAUAACAAGUCGAACCAAGACAGGCAUGGACCUGGGAAAUAAUAGGCAUUUUUCUAUGCUGAUAGAUGACAGCAAAGAAAUUGGAAUCAAUUGAAAAAAAGCUGAAUGGGGAC